UAUAAAAUUUUCAAGCUAUUUUUUUAUUUUGGUUUGAAAACUCUCUCAGACUACAUCCAACCAAAGAGUUUCUGUGUUACAUCAUUUUUAUUUGAGGAAAAAAAAGUUACGCUAGUCAGAACAAGCACGAUAUUGUAAUCGCUAAGCUGCCAAAUCUCUCUUUUAGUCGAACCUCUUUCGGUUAAUUCCUCUCACGAAUAGAUCCCUCGCUUUUGAAGCUCUCUUUCGCCGCCACUGAAGAAAAAAGUAAAAAAUGGGUUUGUGGACGCUGCUCGAGGGUUUUCUGCUUCUUGCAAAUGCAUUAGCGAUAAUAAAUGAAGACCGUUUCCUUGCACCCAAAGGAUGGAGUUUCUCAGAAUUUUCUGCAGGGCGGACAAAGUCAUUAAAGGGACAGAUCAUAGGUCUCAUUUAUGCAACUCAAUAUAUGAGAGUUCCUCUCAUACUCCUCAAUGCAAUCUGUAUUGUUGUAAAAUUGGUAUCUGGGUGAUUCUUCACAAGAACUUUUGAAGUCAAAUUGCAAAUAUGGUUACCUGUGAUGUGAGGUGGUCUGCAAAGAAGUGGAAGGAUUCCAUUCUUAAAAUUCAAGAAAUUCUUUCCAAGUAAAGAUUUUUUGUAUAAUGAACCAGUGUGGGUUGUAUUUUAAGUCUCAAUUACAGUGUUUAGGUGUGAGAUUGAAGAUGAUAUUAAAAUCAGAAUUUUCAGUUCUGUUUUUUAUGUUGUUGAAUUAGUUUUUUUGCCAUAUCAUUCAUGAGUACCAAGUUUUUGGACCAUAUGUGGUAUAUCUUAGCAACAUGAAUUUGAUCUCAAGACCUUUUCUGACC
Molecule: messenger RNA, 821 nt
Organism: Mangifera indica (mango)
Lineage: Eukaryota; Viridiplantae; Streptophyta; Magnoliopsida; Sapindales; Anacardiaceae
Product: immediate early response 3-interacting protein 1-like
Exons: 3
Coding region: 254-487 (77 amino acids)
Biological process (GO): endoplasmic reticulum to Golgi vesicle-mediated transport
Cellular component (GO): endoplasmic reticulum membrane; COPII-coated ER to Golgi transport vesicle; Golgi membrane
Source: RefSeq, a predicted model, not a curated record